Molecule: messenger RNA, 1757 nt
Organism: Drosophila eugracilis
Lineage: Eukaryota; Metazoa; Arthropoda; Insecta; Diptera; Drosophilidae
Product: Na(+)/H(+) exchange regulatory cofactor NHE-RF1
Exons: 2
Coding region: 435-1346 (303 amino acids)
Biological process (GO): protein localization to plasma membrane
Cellular component (GO): apical plasma membrane
Molecular function (GO): protein binding; protein-membrane adaptor activity
Source: RefSeq, a predicted model, not a curated record
GCGGCCGAAAUCAGUUACGAUUUGCCCGCGAAAGCGUUAACAACGUUCCAACGGAUCUCCUAGCGUGCGAUAUAUUGUUAUAUGGAAAUAAUAUCAGGAAGGCAACAACAACAAUUACGCGCAUAGCCCUCUCUAUCUCCCUCUUUCGCCUGUCAACAGUUAUUUCAGACGAGAGAUUUUUGUGUGACUUUUUCGUGUGUUCGCUUUCGUUUCAUUUGGUUGUUCGGCAACUCCUUCAUUAAACAAAAACAAAAGUAAGGCUUAGGAAACAACAACAACGACGACAACGGGUGUGUGUGUGUUUGUGACAGCGAAAAAAGCAAGAGUGUGCAACAACAACUGCAGCAGCAAUUUUAGCAACAACAAACACGAAAUCAACAUCAACAACAAACAUUUGAAAGGGAAUUUUUUCUAUUUGUUUUAGCGAAGUCAAGAUGUCCACGCCCACUUUCCCAAAAACGCCCACACCGCCCACUUUGCCACCGGGCGUGACCAAAACGUGUCAUAUAGUAAAAAGGCCCGAUUUCGAUGGCUAUGGCUUUAAUUUGCAUUCGGAAAAGGUGAAACCAGGACAAUUUAUUGGCAAGGUAGAUGCCGAUUCCCCAGCAGAGGCAGCUGGUUUGAAGGAAGGCGAUCGCAUCUUGGAGGUCAAUGGGGUGUCUAUUGGCAGUGAGACCCACAAGCAAGUGGUGGCCAGGAUCAAGGCCAUUGCCAAUGAAGUUCGGCUGCUCCUGAUCGAUGUGGACGGCAAGGCCAUAGAGGUGAAACCCGUAACACCUCCAACUGCUGCUACUGUUGCCUGCAACGGAAAUGGCAGUGCCAGCCAAAAUGGAUACGAGGGCACCAAACAGGAGAUGCCCGGAGCAAGUGCCAAUAUCAGUAGCAUUAGUAUGGUGAGCACCAAGCGAUCCUCAAAUGCCAGCAGCAUUCAGAGCGGCAGUACCAUGAACGCCUCCGAUUUGGAUGUGGUCGAUAGGGGAAUCCCGGCAGUUCCAGUCGCUGUCCCAGCUCCAGUAGUUACUCCUCCUCCUCCCGUGCAAAAUGGAAGCAAACCCUCUUCGCCGAUUAAUAAUAACACUCUGAUUAGCACGCCUCCACCGCCAUCCGCCACCAAGGCUGGCAUCAAUAAUAAUGGCAGUGUUUAUAACACCAAUGGCAAUGGUACAAAUGGCAUGACCACGCCUAUCACGCCUCCACCAGCGAGUGGUGUUAAUCGAGCGGGCAGCUUGAAUUUGCCACUGACAGUCGCCGAAAUGCGAGCCAAGUUGGCCUCCAAGAAGAAGUACGAUCCCAAGAACGAGAGCGUGGACCUCAAGAAAAAGUUUGACAUCAUCCAGAAGCUCUGAGACGACGGAUAGGAGAACUCCCACAAAUACACACACAAUACUUGUUAUAAUGUCAGGAUGAGGAUGAAGGAGCUAGAGAUGGUUUUGUCAGGCAUACACACCACACAAUAUACAAUAUGUUUAGCUAUUAGUACGCAGAGUCACUUAUUAACUAAGCAAGUUUUUAAUUAUUAGCCCCUAAGAAAGAAAAAGCGACCAACGAUAUGGUAGAGAAUGUGGUUAGAAUGGAGCACCUACCCUUGGAAUAUCUAUACAUACAUACGACAUACAUGUAUUCUUCAAAUUCAAAUACGAGUAUUGCAAACUCCGAUUGGCAAUGUUGCCUCUGGUUCAUUGAACAACUUUCGUUGAAUAUGUACUUAGUUUUGCUUGUAUUUUUGUAAAGUAAAUAAAGCAAAAACAUAAAAGAAA